UUAACAAUCGUCUUUUCUGACAGCCGUUUAGUUGAGUGACCUCGGAGGGAUGAUAGACGACUUCGAGGCUCCGGAGGUGCGGUCCAGCGGGGAGCUGUGGUCGGAGAUCUGCCCGGCUCUGCCGGAGCUCAGAGCCGGGGCAGCUCCGGCUCUCCGCCCGGACUUCACCGACGCCUUCCGUCCAGACCCGCUCAGUGGAGGGGUGGUGAACGGACACACGCACCGGACAGACCCCAGCUCCUCCAGCGCUAAAUGGGAACCGAUGGAGGAUUCUGAGAUUUACAUAGCCAGUUUAGAGAAUCGCCUGAAAAAGUUAAAAGGCCAGUCCAGUGACGUUACCUCCAGGGACAUGCUGCGGUCCUUGUCUCAAGCGAAGAAAGAAUGCUGGGAUAGAUUCCUGCAUGAUGCCGAAACGUCAGAGCUCUUCCAAGGUGGAGACAUGGACGAGAGCGCUAUGGAGCACUUCAAGAGGUGGCUGAUCCCGGAGAAGGUGGCCAUCAGUGCAGAGGAGCUGGAAUACCUCCUGAGGCCGUCUGAGAGUAGAGAACAAACCGGAUCAAAUCCAUCGCAAAACGAGGAUAUCGCAGAGGGCGAGGCACACAACCCUGAGGAAGACGAAGCUCAUAUCCCAGAGAAAUAAGUGUGAUAAAAUCAAAAUGGUGAAAGAACUAAUUUGUCUUUGGCUCUCUUGGGGAGACCUGUGACCCCAUCCCUCCAAAGCAGUGUUUUGGUCAAGCUUAUGUCAUUAGCUGUCAUUCUCUGUUCCCACAGCAACCCAGCGUUGCAUACGUCACGUCACGUGUAAUGUGUGUGUUCUUCAUCCCUUCAACGUCUUCAUCCCUUCAAGGUCAUCGCAUUCUGAAAGUAUUUAAUGUUAUGUGAAAUUAGACUCAUUUGUCCUGUAGCGGUAUAAUGAGAAUCUAACAUCCACUUUUCAUAAAUGUUCAGAUGUAAAAUGAUUGAUCACAUGCAGGGUUACGCUGUGAAGGAGAAUUGCGAAGAUGUGAGUAAUGUAUUGUGCUGCUGUGACAGAAGUUCCUGUUUAAAAGAAAAAGGAGACGUCCGAGUUAGGAAUCGUUGUUCUUAUUUGAAACCACAUGCUGCUGUACACAUGGUUCUGCAUACUGGAAACGUGACCACUUUGACUGGUUCCCACUGUAGAAAAGAAAAAUAUAGAUACGCGUAUUCAAGGAAGACGCAAAACCUUUCCAGUAGCAGAACACCAUCUGGGUAGUUUUCACAUUUUGCAUAUUGUGCAGAUGGUUCCAUGCUGCAAACUAGGCACUACGCUUUUGUCACAAAAUCAGAACAUGACAGUAUUAUAGUAUGUGAUUUCAAAAAAUUACUUAUGAUUUCUUAUAGUGCACAAUGUAUAGCAACAUAUUAAGGAGCAUUACCAUUUUUAACAUAAUUUUACUUAGUUUUACCUGAUUUUUCAAUUAAAAUACCUAAAACUGAUUCAGAUGCUUUGUGUGUAUGUCAGCUAUACCUGUAGUUUUAGGAAAUGUUAUACAAGUGUGUUGUCAAUCUACGUUUUGAAAGCCUGUCCUGUGAUUAUGGCUAGUCUUGACCAUAAUUUAAGCAUCAGAGGGCCAUUUUAUGGUUAAAAACAUUGAGUUUACAGGUUCGGCUAUGAAGGUCAGUUUUAUUUGUUAGGGAAUCCAUCAUGUAAAUAAAGUUCAUCAUAAGUGUAGGAAGGGGUGGUACAGGUAUGUUAAAAGAAAGCUUCAGUGAAGCAGUUUACACUUUAGUAUCCUGCUUUAUCUUUAGAUGGCAGCAACGAAUGUCCUAAUUUAUCCACGUUUUUAUAAGGCAGUCUUUAACAUUGCAGGCCAUACAGCCAAGCCUGUAAGAUGGAUUUGUAAUGUCCAAAUCAGACAUGUGUUGGUUUGUAGUCAAACUGUUACAAGACUGAAAAUGAGUAAUUUCAUCUUUAUUUACUGUAGACAGGAGAAGUUAAUUCAGAUAUAUUAUAUGCUUAAUUCCCUAUAUCUUGCAGGAUAAACUACCGUACUUCAUUUUCUUAUACAUUAUUAAAGCUGGGGAAUUAUA
This is a messenger RNA of Cololabis saira (Pacific saury), 2052 nucleotides long. It is a transcript of the gene ccdc32, whose product is annotated as coiled-coil domain containing 32. Gene Ontology annotation, biological process: cilium organization. The record is from RefSeq and is a predicted model, not a curated record. The coding region runs from base 50 to 640 and encodes 196 amino acids. The transcript is spliced from 3 exons. Lineage: Eukaryota; Metazoa; Chordata; Actinopteri; Beloniformes; Belonidae.